AUGCGAAAAGGCUCAUCUGGUGCCUCAUAUAAAGAUUUGUGGCAUGCUGUGGGAGAAGGGUCCUUGCCUGAUAUAGAUUAUGCAUUGGCGCUACUGAAGAAGAAUGGAAGUAAUAUCAAUUCGAGGAAUAGUUUGGGUCUGACUCCUCUUCACAUUGUCACUUGGAGAAACAACAUUCCAAUUAUUCGAAGGCUUCUAGCUUCUGGUGCUGAUCCUGAUGCUAAGGACAGAGAAUCUGGGUGGAGUAGCCUUCAUAGGGCUCUGCAUUUCGAUCAUCUUGCUGUAGCGAGUGUUCUUCUCCGGUCUGGUGCUUCUAUUACAUUGGAAGAUUCAAAAUGUAGAACACCUGUAGAUCUCCUGUCAGGGCCUGUCUUGCAGGUUUUUGGAAGUGCACAGCAUUCAGAGUUCAUUAAUCUUAUUUCAUCAGAGUCCAAUAAAGUUUGUAACAGAGAGGAUAAACGAACAAUAGCACUUGAGCAUCCAUCAGUUCCUUUCUCACAGAAGUUCCCUAAUAUGGAUCUCGGGGCUAUUCGCCUACUUGAGCGCUUACUUGCAUUUAAUCCAAAAGAUCGUCCCACAACUAAAGAAUUAGAUCAUGACUUACAAGCUUCUAAUAUUCCUAAUGGUGUUGUUCUACGCUGGCAGGCAUUAGCUGAUCCAUACUUUUAUGGUUUAGCAAAUGUGGAUCGUGAACCAUCCACUUAA
This is a messenger RNA of Hibiscus syriacus, 705 nucleotides long. Its product is annotated as ankyrin repeat and SOCS box protein 3-like. Gene Ontology annotation, molecular function: protein binding. The transcript has 5 exons. NCBI's taxonomy places the organism in Eukaryota, Viridiplantae, Streptophyta, Magnoliopsida, Malvales, Malvaceae. Bases 1 to 705 code for a protein of 234 amino acids. The record is from RefSeq and is a predicted model, not a curated record.